This is a messenger RNA of Pogoniulus pusillus (Red-fronted tinkerbird), 1776 nucleotides long. Its product is annotated as stromelysin-1-like. The record is from RefSeq and is a predicted model, not a curated record. Bases 37 to 1548 code for a protein of 503 amino acids. Gene Ontology annotation, cellular component: extracellular matrix. Gene Ontology annotation, molecular function: zinc ion binding; metalloendopeptidase activity. The transcript has 10 exons. Gene Ontology annotation, biological process: proteolysis; collagen catabolic process; extracellular matrix organization. NCBI's taxonomy places the organism in Eukaryota, Metazoa, Chordata, Aves, Piciformes, Lybiidae.
GCCUUCUAGCAAGAGCUGAUAGAACAGGGAGGCAAGAUGAAGACAAAGGCCAUAGCUUUCCUUGGGUCACUAUAUGUUGCAUGCUCUUGUGCUUUCCCAGUGGUUCCAGAAAAAGAAAAAGAAGAAAUACAGUUUGCUAAGCAAUACCUGGAAAAUUUUUAUGAUUUCAAAGAAGGAAAAAGUUCUCUUUUUAAAGCAAAGGAUCUCAAUCCCAUGAGUGAUAAAAUCAGAGAAAUGCAGUCGUUCUUUGGGCUGGAAGUGACCGGGGAGCUGAAUCAUAAGACGCUGGACAUGAUGAAGAAGCCUAGAUGUGGAAUACCAGAUGUCCGCUCAUACAGCACCUUCCCACUGAGUCCCAGGUGGAAAAAAGAAGAUGUGACUUAUCGGAUUUUGAACUACACUCCAGACAUGUUACAAGCUGAUGUAGAGGAGGCAAUUGCAAGAGCCUUCCAGCUCUGGAGCAGUGUCACCCCUUUGAGAUUCACCAGGGUCUACAGUGGUCAAGCAGAUAUAAUGAUCUCCUUUUCAUCUGGAUUUCACGGUGAUUUCUAUUCCUUUGAUGGUCCAGGAGGAACUCUGGCUCAUGCUUAUCCUCCAGGUAGUGGGAUAGGAGGAGAUGCUCACUUUGAUGAAGAUGAAAACUGGACCAAAUUUACUACCUCUAAUGGAUACAACUUGUUUCUUGUUGCUGCUCAUGAGCUGGGCCACUCACUAGGUCUUGGUCAUUCCAAUGUCUUUGGUGCUUUGAUGUAUCCUAUAUAUAUGGCCAGGGAUACAAGGGACUACAAGCUUCCUCAGGAUGACAUUGAUGGCAUUCAAGCUCUCUAUGGACACCCCAAGGAAUCUGCUGCACUUCCAACAAAAGUUUUUCCUCCACAAGAACCAACGGAAAUGCCACCUGCAGAAGCAACAACUGAAAUGCCGCCCUGGGAAGAACCAACAAAAACAACACCCUCCAAAACCCCCAUAAGACCAAAGGACUGUGACCCUCAUUUGAGUUUUGAUGCUAUCACCACUCUCCGUGGGGAAACACUGUUCUUCAAAGGGAGCUACGUCUGGCGCCUAAGUCCAUACUUCUCAGAAAUCGAGCACGACACCAUCGCUUCCUUCUGGCCAUCACUGGUUGCUGGCUUUAAUGCUGCUUAUGAGGUUGACAAGAGGGACAGAGUGCUGUUUUUUAAAGAUAACCACUACUGGGCUGUCAGUGGCUACAACAUAGAGCAAGGCUUCCCUAAGCCUAUUCAGAACCUGGGCUUCCCCAGCAGUGUCAGGAAAAUUGAUGCAGCUGUUCAUGAUGAGAGUACCAAGAAAACCUAUUUCUUUGUGGGCCACAAGUACUGGAGUUUCAAUGAAAACACUCAGUCAAUGGAAAGAGGAUAUCCAAGAAAAAUAGCAGCUGACUUCCAAGGCAUUGGCCACUCAGUUGAUGCUGCCCUUCAGAAAAAUGGACUUUUCUACUUUUUCCAUGGAGCAAAUCAGUAUGAGGUGGACAUCAAGAGCAAGAAAGUCAUCCGUAUGAUGAAGAGCAACAGCUGGUUUAAUUGCUAACAAUGUUAACUGAUGCUGCAGGGCUGUGCUUGUGCCAGAAAUAUUUUUUCAUGCUCCUUGGUUAUAAACAAUAUCAUUCACAUGUUACUGUGCAUCUGAAAUGACAGCCUUUAAUCAUUUUAACUUAAAACCUUCAAAUUUUAAAACUUAAUGUACAGUUUUAAUUUAUUUUCUUUUCCAAGUAUUUAUUAAUCAAUCUUGUUUUGAAUAAUAAAGUAUAAAAUAGCA